AUGGACCCUAUCAAGAUUGCUGAUCAAAAGAAGCAAAAAAACCCCAACCUUACUACCGAACAAAUUGCUCAAGAAUAUGAAAAGAUACAACAAGGAGAGUAUGGGUUAAUAGAGGGACAAUGGAGAGAGAGUAGUUUGAAUGCUGUUGUCGCGUGCAUUCUAUAUGUUGGGCUUCUUGUUACGUUUGUACACCUUGAAUAA
Paraglomus occultum is the source of this 201-nucleotide messenger RNA. The record is from the annotation of a GenBank genome assembly. NCBI's taxonomy places the organism in Eukaryota, Fungi, Glomeromycota, Glomeromycetes, Paraglomerales, Paraglomeraceae.